Molecule: messenger RNA, 708 nt
Organism: Pipistrellus nathusii (Nathusius's pipistrelle)
Lineage: Eukaryota; Metazoa; Chordata; Mammalia; Chiroptera; Vespertilionidae
Source: the annotation of a GenBank genome assembly
AUGGCCGAGCCCGGGCCGGAGCCGGGAUACGCUUGGCGAGUGCUCGCCCUGUGCGGGGCUGCUGUGUUCCUGGCUGCGGCUGCAGCCGGGGCAGCCCUGCUGGCCUGGAAUCUGGCCGCCGCCUCCAGGGGCUCUCGCUGCCCAGAGCUGGAGCUGGGAGUCAACGCCACGGUGCCCCCCGGGGGGGACCCUACGCUGGAGGUCCAGGAGCUGCAGCGACGGCUGGCAGAGGCUGCCCUACGUGAGGACGCUCUGACCAGGCAGCUGGAGCAGGCCAAGGGGGUCCAUCGGGAGCUGGAGGAGGCUCUCAGGGCCUGCGAGGGCCGCCAGAGCCGGCUUCAGACCCAGCUGAAGACACUGAAGACGGAGGUGGAGGAGGCCAAGGCCCAGGGCACUCAGAUGGGCGCCGAGAACGGGGCGCUGGCAGAGGCCCUGGCGCGGCAGGAGGCGGCGGCCGCCGAGACCACCCGGCAGCUGGAGGAGGAGCGGCGGCGCGCACGCGCGGCCGAGGCCGAGGGCGGAGCCUGCGCGGCCCGGGAGGCGGCUCUGCGCGAGCGCGUCAAAGCCCUGGAAGCCGAGACGGACCCCCCGCGAAGACAGCCGCACCCCCGGCCCCGCUCGGGGUCCCGGCACCGGCCCAGCCCCCGCCCGCGCUCGCGCUCGCGCCCCACUCCCUCGGGCGGCUGCCGGCGGCGCGCACGCGGCUGA